AUGUCGAUGAGGCGACUCGUGUCGUCAUCAGCCUUGCUCAUCGAGACCUUCCUAUCUGCUGUGCUCCUCGACCCCAGCUUUCCCAACGUCAACCCUUCGCUUGGUUCCAGAAAUGCGCUCCCCAUCGCUGCUCCUGCAUUCGUGUCGACUCCCAUGUCCCAUCGACCACAUUUCUGCAUGUAUAACGUCAACCGACCUCUGCAGCAACUGUUCCACGCCAGACCCUUCGACUCCACGACGGCUUCGGCUCUUGAUCCUUGUGGCUUCUUCCGCUCUACUCUGCUCCAGGCUUUAGGCUUUCGACUCCGAAUCGUGCUGUUGCUGCGACGAUGUCAUGCAUUCCAACAUUCGCCCCCACAAACCACCUCUUCUCUCUUGCGCAUGUCUGCUUACACGCAAUCACUUCUCUUCAUCCCUCCACCCCACAGCCGCAACAAGUCCGGCCGAGGCCACGUCACCUUUGUGCGAUGCUCCAACUGCGCUCGCGCUGUCCCCAAGGACAAGGCCAUCAAGCGAUUCACUGUGCGCAACAUUGUCGAGGCUGCUGCCAUCCGUGAUUUGUCCGAGGCUUCCGUCUACCAGGAGUACGCUCUCCCCAAGCUGUACAUCAAGGUGGUCUACUGUGUCUCGUGCGCCAUCCACGCUCACAUUGUCCGUGUCCGAUCGCGCGAGGGCCGUCGCAACCGUCUUCCCCCUCCCCGUGUUCGUUUCAACAAGGACGGCAAGAAGAUCAACCCCGCCGUCGCCCAGAUCCAGGCCAGCCGUGCUUAA
This is a messenger RNA of Pseudozyma hubeiensis SY62, 771 nucleotides long. RefSeq names its product 40S ribosomal protein S26. Gene Ontology annotation, biological process: translation. Gene Ontology annotation, molecular function: mRNA binding; structural constituent of ribosome. The record is from RefSeq and is a predicted model, not a curated record. Gene Ontology annotation, cellular component: ribosome; cytosolic small ribosomal subunit. Bases 1 to 771 code for a protein of 256 amino acids. Lineage: Eukaryota; Fungi; Basidiomycota; Ustilaginomycetes; Ustilaginales; Ustilaginaceae. The transcript has a single exon.